AUGGCAGAACCAGUGCUAUUAUUGUCAGAAAACCAUCUAAAUCAAGCCCUGAACCAAAUCAGGCAAGUGCCGCAAUUUGGAGGCAACACGCUCGAACUCAGCCCGUUCAUCAGGAGGAUAGACUUAAUCCUGGAGUUGUACCCCACAACAUGUAUACGCCAGUCGAGCGUAUUCUUCAGUGCGAUUGAAAUGCAGCUUCACGGAGAUGCCCAGAGGAUAUCUCAACUAUCAACAGCCAGAUGCUGGAGGGACUUAAGGAACGCCCUCAUCAACGAAUAUAAAACCCAGACGCCCUGCGAAGAACUACUACGACGUCUGUAUAACACCCCCUUUCCUGGGUGUAUACGUUAUUGGCCUCUUGGCUUUACCUGGUGCAACAUUUAUGUGACCUGCGACGUGCUGGCCUGCUCGUCGAGCAUCCUGCACAUGUGCUUCAUAAGUUUGGGACGCUAUCUGGGCAUAAGGAAUCCAUUGGGAUCGAGGCAUCGAUCAACAAAACGAUUGGCUGGUAUUAAGAUUGCUAUUGUCUGGGUGAUGGCCAUGAUGGUAUCCAGCUCGAUAACAGUGCUGGGUCUGGUCAACGAGAAAAACAUUAUGCCCGAGCCCAAUGUCUGUGUAAUCAACAACCGAGCUUUCUUUGUUUUUGGGUCUCUGGUGGCUUUCUACAUCCCCAUGCUAAUGAUGGUCACCACAUACGCUCUGACCAUUCCCCUCCUCCGGAAGAAGGCCCGUUUUGCCGCCGAGCAUCCGGAAAGUGAACUGUUUCGCAGGCUGGGUGGACGAUUCACCAUUAGGUCGCAGCACAGCCAGCAACAGUUGCAGAUGCACAGCAGCUUUUCCAGUGGCAAUAAACAAUUCCUGUCAAUGGGCGACGGCAAUCGCAACUUUAACCACGCGGGGGGAGGAAUGGAAGAGGGAGCGGUUCUACGGGGGGGUGCUACCAGGGGAAACAGCGUAGAGCCCGCCGAACGUCCUUUGAUGCAGCAGCGAACGACGAGUUGCAGGAGCAUCGGCACGGUCAGUUUCCGCAAUGUGGCCAAUGGCAGUGGGGGAGUCGGAGGAAGUGGGUCCAGGGGUGCCACCACCGCCCGCAGCAGCUUCCGGUUCUCUGGCGGCGGCAUCUUGCGGCACUCGUCGUCACCCGCCUCGAGCUGCCACUCCACUAACAAGUCGCACUCGAGCAGCUUCUGGCGCAAACACGGCGGCAAUCCCAACCUAAUGGACAGUGGUAUAAUGCUAAAACUGGCGCUUCUGGCCCAGAAAACUCCUAACUAA
Molecule: messenger RNA, 1275 nt
Organism: Drosophila rhopaloa
Lineage: Eukaryota; Metazoa; Arthropoda; Insecta; Diptera; Drosophilidae
Product: 5-hydroxytryptamine receptor 1A-like
Exons: 5
Coding region: 1-1275 (424 amino acids)
Biological process (GO): G protein-coupled receptor signaling pathway, coupled to cyclic nucleotide second messenger; chemical synaptic transmission; serotonin receptor signaling pathway
Cellular component (GO): dendrite; membrane
Molecular function (GO): G protein-coupled serotonin receptor activity; serotonin binding; neurotransmitter receptor activity
Source: RefSeq, a predicted model, not a curated record